AUGCUCCUACCCGUUUUAAUCGCGAGCCUGUGGGCGUUUACACUCGCUGAGAACAGCCGCGAAGAACCGAAUUAUUUUGUUUUUGGAGGACAUGUCAGAUGGAAAAAUUCGGAAGCCCCAAUUAAGAACUUUGCGCCCAGUUUGCGGAUUCAUCUACAAAGCCUUUCUCACCAAACGCCCCACCAGGUUUUUAAUGUCCUACCGAACGGCGCCUACUCAGUUGCCGUCUCAUCCAAAGGCACUUAUCGUCUUCAGCUGGUUGCCCCACAGGGCUGGAAUUUUGUUCCAAAAGACGGAUAUGAUAUUCAAAUCACAGGCGCUGGGCAAAACGAGGAGUAUGUCUUUUUCCUCACAGGCUUCGAUGUUAGUGGUCAGGUAAGUGUUUGUGUUGAUAAAUUCCUUUUUAUGACGUUUUUUUAACCACCCUACUAACCGCGCCUGUCUUCCCCUCGAAGGUUGCCACUGCAGGCAUGAAAACCGGUCCGCCGAACUUAUACGUGUCUGUGUUGGCCGUCGCAGAAUCGCUAUCACCAUCGAGCGCCGUAAUUACUCAGAGUAAGACCACUGCUGACGGCAGUUUCAUCCUCUCCUCAUUGUCACCGGGAGAAUACUUGGUGACUGUCAGUGAUUCGAAAAUGCUAAGUGGCCCGGAGGAUGUCAGAGCUAGCACCAAAAUCACUGUCUCCACAAGCAGUUUCAGAAUGCCUGAACCUUUGGUCUUGCAGGUUAGUUGACCUACUAAUGAAUCAUAUUAUCUACACAAAUUACCAUUAAUAACCUCAUUGGCAGCUUUCAUGAAGUUGUAGACAGAAGCUUUGUGGACUGCGUCUGGCUUGAAAAAAUGCCAGUGUCUUGCCCAACAAAAAUUUUCUUGCUAGGACAGUUUAUAUUUUUGACAAACGAUGUGUGCACCAAGUCCUUAAUGCGUUCUCUGCGUUUUAUCUGGCCCGCAUACUUCCACCCGACACGUCCCGACACAGGCGGGUCGGUUACUUGACCCACAAGCCAAGUUCUGUAGAAUGUCUUGAUUUUCAACCCUGUAACCAAAGUAUCUACAUUUGAAGCAAUCGCAACGUACUAUUUCCCAAGCUUCCCGACUCUCCAUUUGUCGGAAGGAAUGCGGUGUCUCAUAAACUUCAUCUAUCUUGGUAAACUAACACGACAAUUAUUAUUCUUCAUAGUUUUUACCUUGCCGAUGCGUGUUACUGCGGUGGUUGUGUAAACCCCUGUAUUUUCCCGUUCUCGUUACAUAAGGAUAAUGAUUUAAUUGGAAAAGGGUAAAUGUGUAGUUGGUGAGCGCUCUUCUAUCAUAGUCAAUAUCCCCGAUCACAACCGAUAAGACAACGAUCCAGCGUAGGACUUACUAACACUCGAUAACCAAAGAAUGCAGGUUCGGACCUCAGGUUCCUCAAACCUGGAGUUGGGUAAGCGCUGGCGUAGAUCGGGGUGCCGCAAGAUACCUCGAGUGAGUUGGUUCCUAUGUAGAUUGCUCGGUGUCGCAAAUUCAAAGGUACCCUCCGACCGCAGGGCCCAGUUCCUACAACAUACAAACUGAACCGUCUGGAUGAAGUCCCCAAGCGCUCAUUUGUAAUUCAGGAAAACUGGUUAUGUGCGAAAUUCAGGAUUCAUAGAGUAAAAGCUCCAGGUCCUGUAGAUCUUUGCUGUCCUCAACCUAUCGUUAAAUCUGUGAUCUUAGCAAACGGCACUGCGUCUGUUUUAUAUAUUUUGAGCUGUGUUGCAUAAAUAUUCACCAUACGUCAAUAAGAGAAACGUAGUUUAUGUUCGCGAAGGUAAGAUUUCCGGGUUGAUAAUCUGGGAAACUAAAAUUACUGACCAGAACAGAUUUGUCCUGUUUCUGACGUUUAGACGUGUUUAUUGACUCUUCAUUUCCAACGCGUCUAAUACCAGGCAUCGACUAUAAUUUUAGAUGACUGGCCGAGCUAGUCGGCCUUGAGCUAAUCAGUUAUUUUCCUCCUUCACUGUUUCAGGCCUUUGGCAAAUGUCUGUGAGGUUUGACAGCCGUUGGCGUUGCGUGUCUUCAUCGCAAUGGAGGAUGUUUGUAACUCUGGCUUUCUUUUUGUAUGAGUUCAUCGCAAGGCUGUGUCUAUUCGGAUUUCUUAAGUCCGGUGCGACCUUAUAAGCCACAGGGAGGCCUGAAUGCCUGUUAAUAGAGUUGGCGUCUGAAUGCCAUGCCUCAGUUUUGAGUUAUUCUGCUUUUGGGGUGCCUCGGCCUUAGAUGUUCGCCCUUGAAGGUCAAAAGUGCGACCAGUUUCUCCAAUGUGAGUUACAAGCUGCGAAUUUGGGUCUGGCCUCCGAGCCGCGAGUCUGCUCAUGUAGGUGGGACUUCAAUUCUUGCUCCGUUUCCCCGAUAUAGUUGCAGUCCCCAUCACCCAAACAUGUUUGGUAGACAGCUGCCGAGGUUUCGGUAGGAGAUAGUCUGUCUACGCCUCAGACUCGGUUGAUCCGAAUAUCCAAUUCACAAUGGAAGCUGAAACAAACAACCAACUUCUCUUCCUCCUUCGAGGUGAAGAUGCGCAACACCAACGGCUGUCAAACCCCACAAACACCUGCCAAAAAGCUGAGGCAGCGAAAGAAGGAAAAAUCGGCCAGCCCAGAGCCGGCUAGCCUUGCCAGUCGUUUAAGAUUCUGAUCGAUUUUCGGUAUUAAACACUUUGAAGGUGGAGAGUCGAAUAAACUCGUUAAAACGUCAGAAACAGAACAAAUCUGAUCUGAUAAGCAAAUUCAAUUUUUCAAAACGUACAGUAGGUGUGCUAACUAAUGAAAUGCCAUGAGUUAACACAAAAAGUCCCUAUAACGCAAAAUCCGCCUAAACUGUAUUUCCCAAAGUCAUACAGCAGUAAAAACGACCUUUUUUUAAAAAAAGAGAAGGCACAGUUGAGCUUAUAAACCAAUAUUUACUAGCGUAAAAAUAAUUAAUUUUCGCUGAAAACUAGAAUUUCAGAAAAUAGCUGUAUUACAAAUCAUUCGAAUAGGACUAACUAUAAGGGCGCAUAAGGAAGGGGAACGCAUGAAAAGGGGAAAAUAAUGAAACAUAAUAGCAAGUACAGAAAACCAGUACUUUGUUGAUUGUCCAUUUGUAUUUAAAUCUCAGACAUGGAGAUGGCCAGAUUGCCUAUAGUGGACUGCUCAGUGUGAUUACCUAGCACAAAAUCAAGCUUUUCUUGCAUCGAAAGUUUCUUUUUUGCUUUUACCGAUGUCCUUUGAUGAAUGCGAAAAGAUUUUCGAUGGGAUUGAUAUCUUGACUGUUGGCAGGGAUAAAAAUCGACCGGAGGCCACAUUCAGGCAAGCUGGCUGUUGUCUAAAAAGUCAGAUUACGGUUGAAAGCGUUAUCAGAUUCAUACUUCUCUGGAACGAUGGACAGGGACAUUGUUGGGUAAAAUUAUGGCAUCCAAUCAGCGUCGAUGGAUGUCAUUGUAACCAAGAACAUCCUCGCAAUGUUGACGGUCACCUUGCUGUUGAUGGUGCCCCUGGUUGGCCGCUAGAAUGGCCGCUAUCCGAAUUUAAUAGUUACCCAAGUCACCGACAGUUCUUGAAGGUUGCCGUCGGCGCAGUUUGCUCUUUUGGGAAGUUCUUUCCACAUAUGACCAUCCGGGUCGACUUCGUAGGCCUGCCAGGUCGCUGAGGAAGGCCACGAAUUCAACUUCGCGAGCAUGCGGAUAGUAGCGCGGGCCAGCAGUAAGACAGGGCGAGAACUGUUGGAGGCCUGGGUGUCUGACACCAGCGUUAUCAACAUACAUGUUGACAUACCCCCUGCUAUCACGCGCUCCGUUCCCGCGGCCAAGAGACGAGACCCAAUUCCCAGCCAAGGUUGCCCGCAAACUCAGUCUUAUCGCGAACACCACCCCCUGCACUCCUAUGUCCCCUUCUUUGUCUGACUAGAAAACUGCUCAUUUGACGCCAAAUUCUCACAGUCUUUGACGAUGGCAUUCUGUACGAGACCGAAAGCUCGGAUUAAUGCACAGACUGUCUCAGUGAUCGCGCGUUCGCCUUCUUUGCAACAAAAAUCUGGGACGCGCAUAUUCGCUUUCAUUCUUUUCUAUAUUCGCUUGAUGCCCGUCAACACCGCGCCACGACAUUUCUAUCGUUCUCUCAUGCAGUAGCUAACAGAGAUGCGAAGAGGAGAAACCCCGGAAGCUGAGCCCCCGGCAACUUCUUUCAGCAAGUUCGUCAUCCAGGACGCGAGGUUGCGACUUCUGGAAGUCCAUACAGCAAAGUACCGCCAGACACACACGAGUGUACUUUUGCGAUGAAUGUAAAUGCAGUUUAACCUGACUUUCUCCUGAUCCACGAAACCAGCUUCUGCUAACAAGACCAAAUUUGCCAACCAGGAAUGACAUCUCCCAAAUCCAUUUUGAUCACUUGUGAGCAUUUCGUUUCUUUUAAGGGGUCUCAUAAAUGCCCACGCAAUUACUCUCCCCAUCACCGUGCGACAAAUUUAAGCCUUGCUCACCAGUCGGAAGUUCUUACCAGUAUUUCAGGCCUCACAUUUAUCGAUCAGACAGGUGUCGCAUUUUUAACUGGAGGGAAUGUGCACCGUUCAAAAAAGAAAAAAAGGAAAAUGCCCGGGUGUGACCGGGGGAGGUUCGUCCACGAGCUGUUAUAUAUCCUGAUGUGCAUGCAGCUGGGACUCGGAGACCGACUCACCAGUGUUUGAUAACUACUUUAUCAUUGUUUCUGCCAUAAAAGUGAUGUCUUCUGCGACUGAAUUUGUUUCCACAUCGCGCGGGAUGAACGCCAAACUCACACUUUACUGGUGAAGUUGAAAACAAGUUGGAACGGUAUUCCAUGUACUCAAUAUUUUUUUACUAAUGUUCGCUCUUGUAACUCCAAUGUAUUCUUGUGUUUCUGGCUUCAUUGAUGGGACGGUUGCAUUAAACCCAAUGACUGUGGCUUUAAUUUCUUUCCCCUCCCUUUUUAACCAGGGCCAUGUUCUGCGUUCCAGCGUGACAUUUGCCGGAAAGGGUAUCGCCAGAAUUCUUGUCCUCUUGUACGUUUCCAAGGCCAAUACAUUAACAAAAGCUGAUCUUGAGAAGUUUGGUUGUUCCAAAGUUCCGGGAAAAUCCUCGUACCCAGUUCCUAAAGAACUCUUACCAAAGAUAGUCGAGAAGCCCGUUUGCCAGGUUUGUCUUUUUAAUGUUCUUUUUUUCUCUCAAGAAGUACCUCUUAAUUUUCCGAGACCUAGCUAGUACAGGUAUGUUUUACGCAAGUUGAGCCAUCUCCAAGUCUCUUUACUGUAGCAGUUGACCCGUUGGAGUCCAACCCGUCAGUUUUCUCUGAACCACUUUGUAUAUGCGUCCUCCCUGUGGUUUUUCCGUUCUUUUUAAGUUGUUCCUGGCGUUCGAGCUAUGCAGUGCUGGGCUGAGCCACAAAACUUCAAACCUUAACUCGGUGAUUUCGUGCCGCCGUUUUUCCGCUGUCCCACCUGUCCGAGUUUUGUCAUAUUUCUCCCAGCAAAGCUGCCGGAGGCCAUUUGCUGUUUAGUAUAAUAUUUAGGGGGUCGAAACCAUGUAGCCGACGCCUUUCCCACUCUAGACUUUUCGAAACCUUGCUCGUGGUCUAGCCAAUCCUCCUCGCCCUUUCUUCAGCACAACCUGAACUCAACCUCUAGUCUUUUUGCCUCCCUCUGAAGUGCACUAUUUAAAAAUUCGUCCCGUCUUUGGCCACAGACUACAUCAGUUUAUUUCUCUUCCCUGGAUUUAGGCCCUCACCGAUUCUGAAGGCGCCUUCUCUUUCUCUCGCCUGGCGGGUGGAGAAUACUUUGUUGUCGCUCAUCACGAGACUUCUCUUACGCCUGAAUUGAAGUCUAAACGCCUCCUAAUUGAACCGCCUUUCUUGAGAGCCCAGAUGGAACACCGCGAUCUUCUCUUAGAACCAGGCUUUCAAGUGACUGCUUUUCAUCUCUCCGGUGGGCGUGUUCAGCUCUCUAAUAUUCCUAUCGUUGGCGCCAAGGUAUUUCCAUGAUGUUUUUGGUUCUGUGUUUCGAAUUACGUUACUUCGCUCACUUGACCCUCAGUUCGCAGUGAAGCGAGUCCUUCCAGCAAACAGAGUUUCAUUUCAGUUUAUUCCAGACAUACUAAUUUGUCUUAUAGCAGUCGUACGAAAUACAUCAUUCCUGUAUUUUGGUAGAGGGGCGCUCACCGAUCGUUUUUACGGAACUCACUCUUCCCAUUGUACCUUAGGGCUUUUUCUCGAGUUCAACCAGCAGCCACACAGCGGCACAUGAUAUAGGCAGAAUGUUAUUACCGAUCGGUGAGCGCCCCUCUACCAUUGUACAUUCUCGAUCGCAACUGACAGGACAACGAGCCGGUGGCUCAGUGGUUAGAGGUGUUGGACUUCUAACUAACAGGUCGCGGGAUCGAGCCCCAGGUGUUCCACACUCCGGGGUUGGGUAUGACUGGCUGACGACAGCUAAUAAGCCACAAAUGGCCAUUCCAUUCUUGUCUUUGUCGCUAAUAACAUUCUUCCUGGUAUUUCUCCGGAGGUAGCCUUGUCUCUCAACAAACAGUUUUUAAGUGAACUACCGGAAUUCUAUUGUCAAUAUUUGUUGAGCUUCACCUUGUGCUUGUUCCACCCUUAGAUCAUAGUGGACGGCAAGAUUUCUGCUGAAUCGGAUAAGACAGGCCUUUAUGAACUGAUGAUCUCAAAGCCUGGAAAGUACAAGAUAGAAGUGAGUGCUGCUUAUUUUUCUUUGUUGCAUCAGAACAUGGCAGACUUUUUCCAGCUAUAUCCUAAAUUUGAGAUAUAUACCUUUAUAGGUAACACUUCCGAAAUACCAAUUUCCUGAAAGUGUCGUCGAACUCACUCCAAUGACUGACCGCCUCCCCAACUUCUCACCCUCCGCUGUGCAGUUAUGUGGGAUGUUCCUCUUCAGCUCAUCUUCGAAGAUUAAUCAACAGGUUAAUUUUCUUACUGCAUUUAUCAGCCUUUUUGGGAUCCUUGCUUUUUUAGAGGUAAACAUUGCCCAUUGUCCCCUCCUACUCGCUGCCUACAGGACCUCCCCGUUGUUCAGUUCGCCGACGGUUCCCAUGUGAUAGAAAGCGCUGUUGCCUCAUUGUCUGCUGAUCACAGCUCUGCUAAGUUUUGCACCUACCUUCCGCCUGGGAAGCACUCUCUUCGCCUGACAAACUUCUCCGACUUCGUUCGAUUCUCACCGUCUAGUCUUCUCGUGAGUGCUUUUCUUGUUUUCUUCAGACGAACUUAAAUGGCUUCGAGUUUUUACGUUUUCAAAUAACAACCCCUAUGGGUUUUUAACCUCUUAAGGACGGUCAUACAUGUUGCUUUAUGAGCUCUGCCAACUGACUCCCGAAAGCUCCCCCACACAGUUUUUUUGCAGUUUUUCAGGCUAUUUGUAUCUUUCCUCUUCAUUUGUUUUUCGUAGAAAAUUACGACAAUGCAUGAGGAGCGUUUUCGCUCGAGAGCGAUCCUUUUUUGAUUUGAACCUAGCCUCCUCAGCAGAGGACAAGAAGGUCCGUAGGAUCUGUCGAAUAUAAUUUCCGACCGCGUGGCCGUUUGUUUUCAUUGAUAGCCUAGGCUGUGACUGAGCUACUCUCUGGAUAAAAUGCUACCACCGCAACCAUAAUGACUAAUUUCAAAUCCUCACACAGGUUGACCUCAGUGUUGGUCCACCGAAGGACCUUCUCUUCACUCAAUUUCAAGCCAAGGUGGAGGGUGAAAUCUUCUGUGCAGUAGACUGCACUGUUGCAGCCGACCAACAGCUCGUCGUCAAACUCGUGCCUUCGGACGGCCGAAAUUCGGAUGAUUUAACUUACUUUGCCUAUGUGCAAGCGGAUCCGGUACGUGAGAUUGCUUGUCAACCAGAAAACAACAGUUCUUCCUCUGCUAUUCAGUUUUGACAUUAAUUUCCUAUUCAAGUUUUAUAUAGAUUUCCUCGCUAAUUAAGUUGGUUUGUCCAUUUCCAAUCCUUAAUUGAGACGUGUAAUCAACGUCCUUUGAGCCUGGAUGCGCUUAUUUUUUCUAGCAUAUUUUCACACUAAAUCUAGUCUCCCACAGUGAUGCCUGAAUCCAGCUGUCCACGAUCCUUUUUGGCGGGUUUGUCUUUCUAACCGUUGGUAUUUAUUUUUUUCAGAAGAGUGCGCGUCAUGCUAUUUACUUCUUUGACUCGGUGUUUCCGGGCACCUAUGAGGUCCAGUUGGUCAUGAGGCCCGACGCCGAGACAUCUCCCCUUAUAACCUUUCCUGCCAAUAACUGGUGUUGGGCUCCAGCGUCAGAUCAAGAGAAGGCGAGUCACCCGCGCCUGAUCACCAUCGUUGACAAAAACUUGGACGUUAGGAGCACCCCCAGUCUACGAUUUGAACAAACCGGCUUCCGAAUCCAUCUUGAGGCACCCCUGCUGGAUGCGGGUUUCGACCGCCCAAUAGAUCUCACAGUCGCCCCUCUUGAUGACCAUAAAACGUCCAAAAAGCAUGGCCACAAAGUGCCGGCCAAUCCAGUUUCGCCAAUGAAGUCUAUUCACUACACGUUUACAAAACCGGUUAGCACGGUAAGUUUCCAUUUGGCCCCCGGCACUGUCUACUACCUUUCACCAGGAAACACCUCCCUGUAUCUUAUCAUUAAGAUGAAUUAGAAUGCCCGAGGUUUGACGUAUCGACCACCUACCUAUAUUUCGACUUAUUUCAUGGCAGAAGACGCCCUAAGCAACAGCUUGAUUUGUAGUGAUUUUGUGUGUUACUGGCCUGAGUUUAUCUUUUGCAAUCUACGCUUCCUAAUGCUGUACUUAAAACAAUUCCUCUUACCAUUACGUUCGUCUAAGUCUAGCGAUAGUUGCGAGGAAAGAGACACAGUCGCUGGAACAAGAGCUUUACUAGCCUGACUUUUUGGAUUCUCACUCGAAUCCCUCGUCAGAGACAAAUUCAGAUAAGAGCUGUGGAUUGCCCAAGUGUUUCAGUAUCUUUAGGAUGUAGUUGCUAGGUCACUACAUACCUACCGUAAUUAGCAGCUCCCGAAUACAUCGCGGGUAAUUGCACGUGAUGUGAUAAUUGUCCAAUCGUGUCGCCUUCGCGACUACUUCCUGGAACUCGCUUCUUCUGGCCCCAGCACUGUUACCACUAGCAGUAGUGGGCAACAAACCGAAAACCUCUAGCGACUGAACUUUAAAAUAAUGGCUUACCACCAAUAGAAACCGGUUCCCAGACCAGAAGAUCUCCGACUCAUUCAUCAAGGACCGCCGUUUAGAGCGGCUACUGGAAAAGGGGGUAAAUGCAAAGGAUUGUGCAAAAGUUGUCACGCAUGUCAGAAUUCCUGGCAGGCUAUGAAAUUGACCACCACUCCUGCAGCCCUAAAACCUUAGUUGGUGAUGCAAUCAGGCUUUUCCGUCCAUUUCUACCGCGUCUUUGUUACACUACUUAAGCCGAGGGAGGGACACCCUACUGACUUUGCUCACCCACACAAUGUACAAGGCUUCCUUCCCCCAAGUUGCCGCGGAGGAACGUCACGAGGACCCAUUGCCCGGAGUUAAACCCUACAUGGAUUGGAUUGAUUGAUUUGAAUCUAUGGCUCGCUUAUUGCUGAAGAAUCCUCCAUAAAGCACCAUGGUCAUAAUCUGUAGUAGUUAGAGGGCGCCAUACUACGGUUUUGCGCUAGACGUCUGUCUCAACAGCAUGGAGUUCAGGGAAGUCCAUGUUUAGCUGUGGUUUCGUUUGGAGGAAGCUGUUAUAAUGUCAGAGACCAGAAGAUCCUUCAACCGACCUCUUCAACUUAUGUGUCUGAUUUCUGCGAGAAAAAGAUGGAAGGAAAUUUGGGCGGGAGGCAAUCCAAAAGGAAAGGUUUUGAGGGCAGGUUAAUCGGCUGGCACUUCAAAUUGUCGCUGGGACGCAUCUCAGAAGCUCAGUCGCCCGUUAAGGUCGGUUUCUUUGCGAUUUUUGGCCACUAAACACGCCGCUCCCCUGAUUUUUUUCGUUGCUAGUCCAAAACUACGCUCCUUAUUGUGGGUGUUAGUAAUAUUUAUGCCAGAGAUUUGAGAGGUCUCUCCAUCAGUCCGAGUCAUUCCUCUGCCUUUACACCUCACCGGAAGAAAGUUUCACAAAGGGACCGUGUCUCAUGCAGUUGUCGUCUCUUGUCAGCAUGGCCCUGCCUACGGCAGCCGGUUUAGGAGUUCCGGACAAACUGCUGUCCGAGUCUUUGGAAAAUGCAAUUACAUUAAUGACUUACUCUUUUUGUGCGUUGCUAUCUUCGAUAUGCGUACACUUAUCUAGGUUCUUUCUCUUUAGAUUUGUCUUCCUAAGGAGCCCCAGUCGAUUUCCUUCGAGGCUAAAACAGACUGCCUUCGUCUGGCUACACCUCAACCGAGCAUUGUGCAUAUAACGAAAGAUGUACCUGUUUCGAAGCCGGCCUUUAGCGUUCAACUUCAGGUCUCUGAACUGCCGAUCAAUGUCACUGUUGAGGUAUCAGCUGAGUUUGUCAGCCUUUCAGAGCUGAGCAUGCCACAUUUGCUUGUUGAGGCCGCUAUCGAAAAACCAGGCAAGGCUGUGAAUCCAACCACUCCGCUGGCAUCCACGUAAGUUCAGUUAGAUCCUAAUCUUUUACGUUUGCGCAGACUCCCGCUCCCUGGCCUUAUUUGCAGGAUGACCUUAAGCGCUCCGAUCAAGUACGGGACUAUAACUAAAAGAUCCGAACACAUGCUGCAUGUAAAACCUGAGAGUUCGAUUGUGUGUAUAAAUCAGCCUGACCAGGCAGCUAGGCCCACAACCAUUCGCGGCUAUCUAUGCCCCGUGCGAUCAGGCAGGGACAGUCGGAUUUUGCCAUUUAGGAACUUAGGACUCAUCCGGCAUUUCGUACAAGGUUGCCGUUCUCCUCAAUAUUGGCCAGGGACUCGCGUGUUCACGUCUCCUACGUUACCAUAAAAGGACUCUCGUGUUACUCUGCCACCUUCCCAAUUUAUUCACUUUCGAUCCGCACUGCCUUUUCAGUAUUUUGCCGCCUUUGGUCUAUCAUGUAUAUUCUACCCGUAGUUGUCAUUUAUUUACCUUGAGCCUGUUGCUAGCAGGGUUUUGACCUCGUAUUUGGAAAUCAAGCUGGUGGCUGCACAUCACUUGCUGACUUAACGUUCCCUCUCAUUUUUGCGUUUUAAGAUUUUAACUCAUUUGCCACUUUGUUGUCUCCCUCAGAAAACCAGCGUUAUGUCUUAUGUUAGAAUGGGAACAAUGCACCUACGCCUUUUAGACCUUCCCCAGUAGUACUGGUUUCGCGUGCACAAAAUAAGACCGCUAUCGAUCUUGAACCGCUCUGUCUUAGUUCUUGAACCAGGGUAGGUCAGUGAAUGUCACUUUCAUACUUUUGACCGUUGAAAGCACAUGGUUAGAAAAAGAGAAGUCGCUUGAUACUGGAAGCAAAAUAUUCUACCUGGAAGAGUAAACGCAAGUUCCGCCCUACAAUUCACCAUGGGACAACAAACCGGUUUUUAAUUUUACGGCCUAAUAUACUUUUAUAACAUACCAUGGGGUAAUAACAGGCUUACACCGCUGGAAAACGCGUUGUUCAGUUUUCUAAAUUUGCCAUAGCAUUGCCUACUGACUGUUUAAGUUGCAGAUUAUCUCGAAUUGUCUGGCUUUGGAUGGUAUAAGUGUUUAUGCUUCUGCGCUAGAGAUGUUUACAUUGCCAGCUAGAAGGUUUUCCCUCUGAUAAUAACGUUAUCGUCGGGCUAUUUAACAGUAUCAUUAACUUCUCGGCCGGCAGACAUGCCUCAGAGGUCGAUUAUCCGAAAACGAGAUGUAGGUUGUGGUUUGGUCUAUCUCGUGAAAUGUUGAUCUAAAUUCUAAAAUUUGCUCUCGAGCAGAAAGGAUUACUUAAGCGACGUUGCAACACCGAUUAUCACGCAGCAUAAUCUCAAGAUAUUUCAGUCACGCCAGGGUGCCGGCCUUUGAAUGAACUGCUUUCCGGCUGUCUGCAAAAACUGCGCUCCUCAAAAAUGAUUACUCGAGCAGUAUGGAUACUUUCCAUUGUUUUUCAGUGUCCUUACAAAUAAAAAUGUAUUUUAUGGAAAACACGCAGAAGUACUCUUUCUUGUACUCAUUUUGGAGCAAACUACGUCAAAUUUUAUACUUGAAGAAAGGAAGUCUCUCGGUCUUAACCAGCUUGCAAUUAUGAAAUUUUUAGACCGGGAAGAGUUCAUUCAUACCGCAUCGAAUUUGUUCACUUAUUUAUGCCGCUUAUGAACUUUACAACAUGGUCCACAUUCAUUGCAGAAUUUGAUGAGUUCUGUAUGACCUCCUUUGAGUAGCGUGGAGAAAUGUAUGAUUUUCCUUGCACAGAAAGUAUGAAGCAUGUGGUUUGAGACCCUGCGCGCAAGUACUACUGUCGGGCGGGUUGAACAUUAUCGGGUAAUUUAAGUUUUUCAAAGCCGACGUGUGAAAUACAGUGAUCCCCCCUCCCGCGAUCGCUGGGGUUGCGUUCCAGGGCCUCCAGCGAAAGGUGAAAAUCUGCGAAGUAAAAACCAUAUGUUUUGUGGUUAUUUUUAUGCAUCGUAAGCCCUUAUAAACCCUUACACCACCUUAUAGACAUUCCUCACACAGUCUAAUUGAACUUAGGUUACCUAACCGCGUACUCUGAUCGAGUAGUUUCUCGGCCAUUCGCCAAUAGCAUGUUGUAUGUGGAAUCGAUUGAACAAACCACCCGAACAGCAUGUGCCAGGAACAAAAUGACCCAUUGGCUGCAGAAAUUCGUAAUUUAUACUUAGAGAUGCUUGCAUAUUAAAUGCGCUUUAGAGCGAGACCGUGAUAGUCGACGCGCGAUAUAGCGAGAGGUUAUUGCAUAUUUAAAUUUGUUAGGGUUCCGAAAAUCAAUUAAAAAUGCAUGCUACUCAAGUGGUCAUUUUCUACUGGUUUGGUUCUUGAAAGCAGUCAGGAAAAAGUGUAUUCAAAAGCCGGAAUCCUGGCGUGACUGCAGUAUCUCGGAAUUAGGCUACAAGAUGAUCAAUGUUACAACACCACCCACGUAAUCCUUUCAGUUCGAAAAAACCCAUCUCGAAAUUUUGGUCGAAAUUUCUUGAGGGGCACUUGAAAGCUGCGAAAGGCUCGUUUUUGAAAUUGAGCAUAUAUAGAAGCAUACUGUGUUUGAGACGGUUGUUUUCAUCCCCACCCUGAACACUUACCCACUCAGGUUUCUCCCGACGGAAAGCCUAAGCCCAAUCCGUAACCCAAAAUCCGAUAUAUAUAUCCCUAACUCUGAGUUUAUCCAUAAGCCCUACCUUGAUCAAAAACUCAUCUGUAACUGCAACAGUUGGGAAAAACACGGCGAGAAGUACGUGGCGAAGUCGGGCCUGUGGGUCGCUCCAGGUGACCUUGUCCACCUGGCUGUUCGACCUUCACCGGAUUCAAUCUCGGCCGUCUACCCACUCAUCGUACCGUCCACCCGCACCGUGCGGAUUCCCGGUCCCCUCAGCCUUCAUAGUUCGCACUACGAUGUCGAAGAGGUCUUUCCGGAUCCGCUGUCCAAAGAAACACCGCACCUGUCAACAGAUUGCCCCACUGCGCUGAGGAGAGCGUUUGGCGACCUCUCUGCCGUUUUUGUCAUGCAACCGGGAUUUUUCUUCACCGGGUCUGUCGUGCCACCCGUGGAUAAGGUAAGUCGCUUACUCUCACCACUUAGUAACUUAUGACUUUCGCUGGAAUUUACUGUGCUAAGGCCGCCAACGUUUAGUCCUUCUAGUGUCUUAAAAAAAACUCCACAACAACAUCCAUGCAUGUUAUUUUCAUUUUAUUUCCUUGCGGAAAAAGAGGCAUAUAAACUGGACAGAAUAUUAUGGUUUCUGGUCAAGGAAAAAGCCAGUGUAUCUUUUCGUUGUCAGUACUGUGGCCCGUUUUUAAGGGCCUCGUUUUGUGCUCUGUUUCCGCAGCUGUCAUGGCUGACAGAGCUAGAAAGUCCGUCUGCGUACGCCACAUACCCGACCUGGCUCCAAACGCACACACCAGGAUUUCACAAAAAAGAGUAGACUUCACGCAUCUCACAUGUAGCAGAGGAGCCACAUAUCGAAAGGAGCCGAAGAGCACACUUUCCACUUACAUUUGGGUGCCGGUGAUGUGUGAUGUUGGUGUCUAUGCGUGCUACACGCGUUGAUGGGGGAAUAUCUGGUGUUGUGAUCAUGUCUGCGGUUUUUAUGCAGGCGCAUGUGACCGAGUAGGUGCAUGCGACGACAGAAUGUGCGAGGACAAUGCGGGCAGAUAAGGCGAUGAUGCCUGGUGCAUGUUGGUACUUCAGAUGCUGGCUCGCUAGUCUCUGCGAUGGAUUCGCAAGUGACUGACCAGGCAGGCCUGGCGAAUAAGCAGUCACGGGCCGACAGUGAUAGUGCUAUCAGGGCGCGGAGGACUAAAGUUUGGCACACCGACUGCCUUAAAAGGUGCCGCAAAGACCAGUGUCUGCACUGUGACAUGUUGACCGUAAACUACCACUAAGCAAGUCUGCUUGUCACCGCUGACUUGUUAGGUUCUUGAGCCAAAGCGCCUGAGGAGACAACCUCGGUGAGUACUAGAGCGGUUGUUAGGGGCACGCCUGUACUCAAAUUCCCCAGGAAAACUCAUGAAAGUGAUGUCCAACUACGGUGUUACGAUCCAUGCUACGGCGUCCAUGGGGACCGAUGCGCUCCGCAACCCUGAUUCAGUGGUGCGAGCCAAUGGUAUGCGAGCUGGACCACUCAAUCGGGGCGGACUCUUGGUAGUAAAUGCUGGAAUCUACAAACGUUUUGGACACAGGUGCCUAAAGUUUGACUGCGCGCCGUCUUCAUCAGUAGAACGUGGAUGUCUCCUGCCCGUCUGAAGUCUGAAUCCCGACUCAGUCUCUCGGAAAAUAAAGAUCCUGGGGUUAAACUCCCAUUUUGCCUGUCCAACAGCGACUCACGCGACUGUUCCGGUGACCGUCCCCUCGAUACAACCGGAUCGUGCAAUACUUGCAUGGAAACCAGUAAAUGACCGGGUGGCUUCCGUGUCACUGAGAGGCCAGCCUACGAACAUCUCUCUGGUCUCUGUUGACACACCAACAUCAGCUGACAUAGAGCGAUAAAGAGAAGUUCGACUCGCAGCUGCAGGAGUUAAUUAAGAAACCCUCUCGCCGUUAUCUGCUGAUUGUUGCCGCGGGCUGGAAUGGCGGGACUGGACCCGACGACUCUUUAAACAGUCAGCUUACUGGCCUCUUUAGGCUUGGUUCUCGAUGCAACAAUGCUGAGAGGAUGCCCAAUUUUGCCCAUCAGAGCUGAGUGUGUCACCAACACGGGCUUUCAGCAUUACAACAAACAUCUGCCGACCUGGUAGUCAAACGACGGCCAUACGGCAAGUCAGAUCGACUACAUUCUGAUUGGUUCAAGGUUUCUUGGCUGGGUUCACGAAUAACAGAUCGAUGCUUGGUGCCGCAACUGAUUAUGCCCUCGGGUCUGACCAUGUUCUCGUUCGCACACACCCGAAAGUCCGCACCCAAAACGCCACCUGCAAGACACCUUGAUGUCGCAAAACUUCGACAAGCCAGCACCGCCGAGACCCUAGGUACAGUAAUCAAGUCCCUUUUUAAGAGCUGGGCCGACGGGGAGGUUGAGAACUAACGGUCAUCGUUAAAGUCAGAUGUUUAUGCAAAAGCUGAGAAUGCCUUUGGACUUCUCCAGCGACACCGCAGUGACUGGGUCAGCUGAAGAAUCAUGCAUUUGUAUGCUUAGACGGCUUGAGCCAAGUUCCGUAAUGGUUAUGAUCGCCUCCAUCAGCUCCAGAAAAUGACGGCAAAAUUGGAUAGGAAUGACCUGCAGAAGUAUUGGGGUGAAAUAGCGACCUCAAUGGAGCAGGCCUCAAACGUUGGCGACACUCGAGACCCACCAAAUUAUCCGCCAAGUUAGCAGUAACCCCUCAACGCUAGUGACUAUUCGCAAUGGGCUUGGCGGCUUUAUUGCCGACAACUCAGUCAAGGUCGGUCGUGAGCACUUCAUGCACCUUCUAAACCUCAAUGAGCAACCCAUCACACCCUCGUUCUCCUCUUCAGCGGAGUCUUAUCCCACUCGAGCCUAUGCAGGGUCAUACGACCCCCCUUCAGUGGGCGAACUUACCAAUGCAAUACAGAGGCUUCACUGCAACAAGGCGUCCGCAGGGAUCGGUAUUCCCACGGAAAUCUAUAAGUCUUGUCUCCACACACUGGCGUCCGGGCACCAGGAACUGAUUCAGCAAACGUCGUUUCUGAUGACUUUGGAUCGGACAUCCUUGUGCCUGUCUUAGGAUUUUCUUACUGCAAUUGGACCCUCUCUACCCAUUUUCAACCGCCUCAGCACAUUGGUACAGACUAGAAGGGUUCCUGGGGCAUUGUCAUUUGAGCACAAUCGACUCCGAAUGCGGCAUACCACAUCACUGCAGGCGUCCCUGUAGACGAUCGAUCUCUGACCAGUAUUACCUGCUAAGCUGACAACUGCAGAGUUGUGCUUAUUCAAGGCGAUCAUCACCUACGACGUUUGCCUCGUGAGACCGCGACCGCAUCAAGGUCUAAAGCAAAAUUGCCCGAGACCCUAUGCCACUGAGCCAGUUGAGUUGUCGGCUAAUCCACAAGGGCCAGUGGCAGCUCUUACGGGACAUGCUUGGGGAUGCCUUUCCUCAGUUUAAUAGCUGCGGUAUUAGGUGACAUCCAAGUAUUCGGAAUCAAGCCCAUUUGAUGAUUUAGGCUAUCUGGCGCUCGUUUCGGCUCUAGACAUCGUUCUCAUCCCUUGACCCUAAUGUCUUCUUAUGUGGCCUUUCAGCCUCUUUAAAUAUGUUCAUAAGUCCUUUCUUAUCACAUUUUUGCCCUUUUGGCCUUCCAGGUUCUGGUUAGCGUCUUUGCUGACGAGGGGCUAGUGUCCUAUACACUCCCCACGGACCCCAUCGACCUCAGCGACUUCUCGGACAUGGGUAAUGAAGCGCUCCCUACCCUGGUUACGCGAACCCUCACAAAUGCCACUGGCGUCUUCAAAAUCGGACCAGUUUACUUCCACGAGGGGGGCCGUUCUGUCUCACCCUCUUCCCUCCUCACUGUGCGCCUCCAGAAGCCUGGCUACGAAUUCUCUCAAAAAACCCCUGACGGCGACAAGGCUGGUUCCACGGAUCAUUUGUGGACUUUCAGUUCCCACAAGUUAGCCCUUGUUGAACUCAAACUCGCUGACGAGGCCGGAAACCCUCUACAGAGUAAGUCACCGUUUUUGGAAUGGGCGCGCAAGAUGCAAAUGAGAAUACAUAGCUAGAUGUUUUAACGUUAUAAGAGCUCAUCAGUCUUCGGGAGCUCUACACCCUCGGGCUAGUGUUAAAUCUCCCGGCUCACGAUCCUAGACCAAAAUCUAAAUUCAGCUGCCUCUGUUACCAACUGGCUGGAGAUUUGGGUAAGUGCUGGUAGCAUGAGAGCGGGCCUCACCAAGCCCUAGCCUGUCCUGGGUUUCGAAUGCAAAACGCUACUUUGAACAGAUGGAUUAAAAGCAGCAUGCUGCUGGACACAGGAGCUCAUGACUAGAAUACGCCAAUUCCAAAUAUAGGCAAACACAUUUUCAGGAAAGUUUGACGUCUGUAGUUGUAUCCGAAUUCCAAGCCUCUUGCGUUGCUUUUCUGCCUUUGUACCCUUUCAAGAAAACCGUCCCGUCGUCAGAGUGAAAUGCCUGCGUUGAAUAGUCGUCAAAUUCAAGCAUAUAGCCAGGCAUUUUAAGUGGAUAGUAGGACAUCGAUAUUGAAGUGAAUAUGAGGCCGUAAAAUUGCAGCAGCUGGUGGUUCUUCCUACGUCGUUAUUAACCCUUACGCGCUCGCUGUCUAUUGCCAUCUGUCGAUUCUUUGUGCGUUUUUUGAAAUGCGAUUUGAUAAAAUUAGGGACAGGUAUGACCGGGUUGGAUUCUUCUGCCUGUCCGGUCGUUGAUCAGUCCUCCUCGUACAAUGCCACCCCUGUUUGGCAACAUUGGUAAAUUGCACACUCUUUACUCUUACUUUAUCUCCCUCGUCCCAUCAUCUGGUGCCAAAACUAGACAAGGCGUCUGUGGCUGAGACUGGACGCGAUGGCUAGUUUGGCACUCCUGUCCUACGUUGCAUUUCUCACACCUUCCUCUUCUUAAUGGAAACCGAACCAGACUCCCCACAUUCUGCCAUCUUACGCGUGAGAUUGCCUGUGAGGAGUCAAUGAAACCUAACGAUCUGACUCAAUACUCAAGUUAUCCCACCCCCUCCCCCGCCUAAAAACUUCAAUGAGAUAUGACAGGCUGAGUUUAAGCCCGUUGGAUUAUAAUGAGGAAAAGUUGUACAGGACCAGUCCCACCCUCCACGCUACUGUCAUGCUUGAUCGGCAAGGCCAGACCGAGGUGACUGGAUUUCAGCCUUGAGGAAUUAUUUCUUCUCCGUCGUGCUCCGGAACCAUCACACCAUGGACCAUUUUAGUAAGACAUUUCGUCCUGUUCUCGGUUUCACGUCAAAUAUCCCACCAAUUUGGGAACCAAAGCUGUGGCUUCCAGGACAGGCAGCCUGUUUAAACUACUGACACGUAAAGUCAGAGCAGUGGCAGUUUCAGUAAGUUGAUUCACAAUGAGAAGAAAGUGUGAUUAUUUAUCAUAACACAGUGUCUCCCCUUUCAAAUCUGACGCCUCACUACCGAAGGCAGCCUCGCGCCUUGUCCAGGUGGCCGCGAGGUCGUUGACUGUCAUGCCAUCCCUAUGUGCUUGGCUUGUCCCUUAACACUCGCUUUACGGACUAUCACUGAAUUUGUCAAAAUUUGCGUGAUUUUCUCCACAAUCCAACUAUUGGAAGUUAUAUUCUCAUUUUACUUUAAACUGCACCUCAAGGAUAAAAUUAUUAAAAACGGUAAUUCUGGUUCAACCCAUUUACUUCCUGGUGAGCGAACUUCCUUUACUUUUUGUCCUUUUUACCUCUCAGAUACCCUUGUUACAAUCGUCGGGAGUGCUUACCGUGGCAGUGAGACAACUGGCCCUUCAGGUCUUGUCAGAUACGUUGGCCUUCCUCCCGGUAAACACAUGUUCCCCUUUCUGUACAACCGAGUCUUAUCCCUUCGUUAUAUCUGCCUCAGGCUUAUUUAGCUGCCAUGGUUCAGAAUGGACGAAUAUAUUUUUUAUGUUGCCCUUACUGUUACGAAGUUUGGUGUCGAUGUUUCCGCCUCUCACUCUAUUUACACUGGCGUGCGCUUCCGCUACUACUGUUGUUUUUUUUAUUAGUUAAAUCACCCAUCUGGGAGUGUGUUGUCGGCUCCUAAGUGUCAAACUGUUUCUAGUCUGCUUGCUUCUUAUUUUGCCGCGUCAAGCAAUAGGUGUAGCUGGUAUCAAGCCUGGAAAAGUGAACUGAUGUUGUCUGAAGUGCCCCUUUUAUAAAUUACUUUAGCGCUGCACUAGGUCUGCUAGCGUCGGUUAGGAAAAGUCGGUUGGGCAUAGUAGUAUGGAUCCCCGUAUUACAGGGAUUCCAGUUAGGAGAGUUUGCAUGAGGGUUGUGAUUAGUAUUAUACGGGUUUGUGUUAUGGAAGUUAGCGUUGGUGUUAAAGCUGGGGCACAGGAGUAGGAACUCCCCGUGGAAUUUAUCGCGAGGCCACCUAUAGUAGUGGGGGAGGGGUGUUCGUAUUCCCAUGUCCAACUCAAUAAUGUAAUGCGUCUCCGUUGUGCCUGGAAGUGCGGCCAGACAUUCCUUAUAUCGUAUUAUCCAUGUACUCACACGACUAUCUAGAUUCUUCUUUAAAAAUAUGAUCAUAGGUAUUAGGCUUCUUACUGAACGGUACCUGACCCAUAGAAACCGCAAUACCCAGUGGUUUGGUUUCUUGGUCGUAUGUACGCAUACGCGCUAACAGAGGUACACAGGCUCAUUUCCUGUCGAAACUGCAGGAUCUGAUGCAUCUCCAUCGGUAUGGAAGAUACCUCGUUGAUUAUGAGGUUUCCUGACACAGGACGUUUACUUUUUAGCUACUUGUACUGUGCAUAUGAAAUUAUCGCACACAAUGUCCCUAAAACAUGGUAAAACUUUCCGAACUUGUUUCUUUUACAUACGUCUUUUUUACAGGUGCGAUGACAAUAACCAUACAAACAUUAUUAGCCUAGGUACUUUUACCUGUGAUUAUAAUUUAAGCAGCCAGUUGUCUUUUUAUGCGAUUUGCUUAAAUAGGGAUGGAGCAUCACUUUACUAUUCCACCAUAAAAUACCCACUAAAGAUCGCCAAUAAUUGACUUGCAUCCAUGAUGUUCUGUAUGAGAUACAGUGUGUCCCAGCGCCUCGAAGUGUUCAUGCCAAGAAACUUUCGAUGCCACUACCCCUUUACAAGAAACUCAAAAUAUAUGCCACAGUGUUGCUGAAUGUUUUUGUUGGAUUUUUUAAAUUGAAAAUUAUCUAACCCGGCACCGGUUAUGCCGUUGUGCUUCGUAAAGCUUAUGUCCGUAACGAGUCUGCCUAUCUUUGAUGAAAUAGCACGUCUUUCUUGAAGUAGAUUUAGACAUGCGUUGUCGAUCCAACAGAGUAGUUGCUUAGUGUGUCUAAUUUCCCCUACUCUGCUUCAAAAUGGAGCCUAGUUGUCAUCUGCAGACUGCAUACCUAGUUUUAUUUCGAUACAAGGAACCAAUGCCAUACCUCCCUUCUGUCUUGUGUCGGAAAAAUGAAUUACUGUUCCUUAUGUCUCUCUUUCUACACCUUUUAGGUGAGUACUACCUACAGCCAAUGCUGAAGGAAUACGAAUUCAUGAUACGCAAAGGAAGCACGCUGGUCAGCCUGAUGGAACAUGCAGUUUCGGUAGUGGAGGGUGGUUCAAUUAGCCUGGGGCUUGUAGGCAAACGGGUCGCGUUCUCGGCUUUUGGGAAGGUAAUAAGGCGCAUUUUUAGCCUGUACAUUAUCCUAUUUGCGCGUGUUCCACCGGUUUCUGCUGUUGUUUAUCACUUUACUUUUACUUUCUGAUCGACACCGGCGCUCCACUAGCUCCGCCUCACCUCUCCCCCUCCCCCGGCGGGAAUCCUGUCGGUCUUUAAAAUCUUCAUGCCCUUUUCCCCACUUCUGUCCACUUUCUGUUUUUUCCUUUUACCUAGGUCACAUCUCUGUCAGGAUUUCCAGAGGCCGACGUCAUCGUAGAGGCGAAAAUGAUUACGAAGGCUGAGGUAGGGGAUAAGCAGAGAGUCUAUCCGUCGCGUGAUGCUGAACCCGCCGUUGAGUGCCGUCAGCAGUCCGGCAGCGUUGGUUUCCCCUAUCCCCUGGAACAGGCAGUAACCGGACGAGAUGGCCAGUUCAAAUUGCGUGGUCUCUUCCCUGGUAGAGUUUCUUUGACUAACUUCGUCUCCUUUUUACUCCUGCCAGUUAUUGUUGAGCAAAUUGGAUGAUAACUUGUCAUUGCAGCUGUGUGCCGGGCUCGUAGACAAUUGUCUCAAUUGCAUCCACCGAAUUUUGUUGCCCGAACCUAUUGAGUCAGGCUCUUAUGGAUGCGGUCUUCCGACCGUUGCUCGCCCCCCAUUGGGCGACAUCCCGAGUACAUUUUACUACGGGCGUCAAAAUAUGGGGUUAGCAGGGCUGAUUGUAGGUUGGAUGACUGCAUUACCACGCCUUUAGUUUGUUUAAAUUACUUUAACUUUCUAUUAUUUCCUAAUCGAAUUAACCGGUAACCUUAACAUCCCGUUCAAGGGCAUGUACCGGUCUUUUGCAGUGUUACAGUUCCUCCUCUUGUCUACAUCGGAGGUCUUCUGCUGAAAGCGCGCAUUGCGAUAUUUUGUCUUCAGAAUUGUCCACCUCCCCUGUGUCUUCACAUUCGCGGCUUUAAUUUUCCUAGUGAGACCAAGUCUUAGGAGAGGUGACAGACAUCGCGUUCGAGCAAACUGAGGUUUUGCGUGUAUCUGCCCUUGGCUGUUAAUGGGAGUUGCAUCGUGCACACUGACACAAGAAGAUGCUGCGUGCAUCAGCCAAUAAAAAUGCAUAACAGGAUCAAUUUCUGUCCUAGAUACCAAAGAUUGCAACUGUGGAAUAAAACAAACUGAGUUGACACUCUUUCUGAUUCCCUUGCCUUGCCAAGUGAUCAGCGGUACGUGUUUUGCCCUUUUCCGCUUGACGGGAAGCCCGUUUUACUUGCGUCGAUAUGCGACCAAAGCGCGAACAGCAACAGCCUUAAAAACAGUUUCCAUUUUCUACCCAGGUUGUAAUGCUAGUUUUUAAAAUCGCCCUUGAAACAGGGUGGUCGCUCUUUUCCGCGUUUUGGUCUGGUUAUUUUGUCACUAUGUGCUCCGAAUUCUUGCUCGACAGUAUUCUGUUUGGCGCUUAAUGUGGGAGUUUUCUUGAAGUGGGCUUAAAUUCCUCCCAAAAGUAAUCUUGUCAUCCCAUUUACCACAAGAUGCGUUUGCAAUUCUAAGACCACCAUAUUGUUCAACAAACCUUGCACAUUCUGCACUUUUCCCCUUAUUUAACGGUUGUGUUAGGAUUAUCGAGCGUUUUUCUAUAAUAUAGAGUGGAUUUUUUCGUUAAAGUAAGCCCAUUUCUCAACCCACCCCACAGGUUGCUUUUACUCUGUGACAGUGCGCGGCCAGUCCAUGCAGAAAUCGCCCGAUACCUUGGAUGAGUUCGUCGAGCACUCUGCUGCCGGAACACAGCAUACCGUGCCACGAAGUAUCGUUGUUCGGAUGGCGACUGAAGAUGUCAGUGGACUCCACUUUUUCCUCUCCCCUUUGGUGUCCAUGGGGACGGUACGUUCUAAAAAUAGGACCCUAUUUCUGGAAAGAGUUUUCAUGAAUCUAUCGGGCCGUGUUGAGCUCGGGCAUUUUUUUUCUAGAUUUCGGCUACCGUUGAUACGCUGGAUUUGUUGCUACCCGGACUGAGUAUCGUAAUACACCCUGCCAACCAGCCGGAGCGGGCGGUUGUUCGCCACAAAUUCAGUGUGGGAUCACGUCUUUUCUUCCUAUCUGGGAAACAGCUUCAGCCUCUCCUUGGGUCAGUCCUCUAAGACGGUUUCAGAUGAUUUCAGCCCGUAGACUCUCGCUACUUGCAAUUACUUAGUAACGUUUUUAUUUGCUUUCGUAUUUUCUCCACAGGGGCGCAUACACCAUUCUGCUGGAGGCCAACUUCAACCCUAGUGUUCGCGACCAAAAUACUACAGUACAGAAGUUUGACUUUAAUCUCUGGUCUACUUCUAGUCAUCAUUUCAGUUUUACUUACCUCCCUAA
Spirometra erinaceieuropaei is the source of this 23115-nucleotide messenger RNA. The record is from the annotation of a GenBank genome assembly. NCBI's taxonomy places the organism in Eukaryota, Metazoa, Platyhelminthes, Cestoda, Diphyllobothriidea, Diphyllobothriidae.